This is a messenger RNA of Carassius auratus (goldfish), 1883 nucleotides long. RefSeq names its product ubiquitin-like modifier-activating enzyme 5. Gene Ontology annotation, biological process: protein ufmylation. Lineage: Eukaryota; Metazoa; Chordata; Actinopteri; Cypriniformes; Cyprinidae. Bases 155 to 1351 code for a protein of 398 amino acids. The transcript has 12 exons. Gene Ontology annotation, cellular component: cytoplasm; cytosol. Gene Ontology annotation, molecular function: UFM1 activating enzyme activity. The record is from RefSeq and is a predicted model, not a curated record.
CGGGCUCAAAAUCUAGACACACUCUUCCCCAGCUGGUUUCUAACAGUGCAGACGUGUAACAUUACAUUAAUAUUAAUUUUUGCCGUGCUUUAACUUUCCCACCGGAAAAUCAUAACAACCCGUGUCUAUCACAAUAUAGGAUUUUUAAAGAAAAAUGACCACCGUUGAGGAACUGAAGCUGCGAAUCCGUGAGUUAGAAAAUGAACUAAUUAAAUCCAAACAGAAGCAAAGUGAUGCGGAACAUCACCUCAGACCAAAGAUUGAUCAAAUGAGUGCUGAAGUCGUAGACUCAAAUCCAUACAGUCGUCUGAUGGCACUCAAAAGAAUGGGCAUAGUUCAAGACUACGAGAGGAUCCGCUCGUAUGCUGUGGCUGUGGUGGGAGUGGGAGGAGUGGGCAGUGUCACUGCAGAAAUGCUCACCAGAUGUGGCAUUGGUAAGUUGCUGCUGUUUGACUAUGAUAAGGUGGAGUUGGCCAACAUGAACCGGCUCUUCUUCCAGCCACAUCAGGCAGGGCUCAGUAAAGUUGAGGCUGCAGAACACACUCUUAGGAGCAUUAAUCCAGAUGUUCCUUUUGAGAGCCACAAUUACAACAUCACCACAAUGGACAACUUCACGCACUUCAUGAACCGCAUUAGUCACGGAGGACUUGAGGAGGGAAAGCCGGUGGAUUUGGUCCUCAGUUGUGUUGAUAACUUUGAGGCUCGGAUGGCCAUUAAUACGGCAUGUAAUGAGUUGGGUCAGGUCUGGAUGGAGUCGGGUGUCAGUGAGAAUGCCGUUUCUGGACACAUUCAGCUCAUCAUCCCUGGAGAAACUGCUUGUUUUGCUUGUGCACCUCCUCUCGUAGUGGCUGCAAAUAUCGACGAGAAGACGUUGAAAAGGGACGGGGUUUGUGCUGCGAGUCUGCCCACCACAAUGGGAGUGGUCGCCGGACUCCUUGUGCAGAACGUUUUGAAGUUUCUGUUGGGGUUUGGGACAGUGAGUUAUUACCUGGGCUAUAAUGCCAUGCAGGAUUUCUUCCCGAGCAUGGCAAUGAAGGCCAACCCACAGUGUGACGACAGACACUGCAGACGACAACAGGACGAGUACAAGAAAAAAGAAGUAGAGCGGCCAAAGCAGGAAGUGGUACAGGAAGAAGAGGAAGUGGUGCAUGAGGACAAUGAAUGGGGCAUUGAGCUGGUUUCAGAGGUGUCAGAGGCAGAGCUUCAGGACGCAUCGGGACCGGUACCAGAUCUGCCCGAGGGCAUUACUGUAGCCUACACCAUACCUGAGAAGGAUGGAGCGUCAGGGGAGACGGUGGAGGAAACCGAUCAGAGUUUAGAAGAGCUGAUGGCUCAGAUGAGAAAGAUGUAAGAGAACAACAAUCAAGAGGAAAGUGACAUCCAUGAACUCAGAAAAAACUCUCCCAAACUCAUUAUUAUUAGUACUUACAUAUGUAACAUCGGAGGUCUCAUACUAAACGAGUUUGGAUUUAGUUUUUUUUUUUAUUCUGUUUUUGCAAGCAGCCUGUAACACAAGAUCUUUACAGGUUUACUUCAACUGAAAGUCUUAAUUCUGCUGAUUCUUUAAUUUCACAGUGUUUCAGAGCUGGCAUGGAAUGGUUAAUAGAACAAAUCAGAAAAGAUUGUUUUUAUUUUUAAUAACUGUUGUUACCAAGAAAUGGUUUUGUGACAGAAACUGAUACGACUUCAGCCACAGAUGUGAAAGUGUUCUUGUCAUGUCUGAAACCGAAUGUGCUUGUGGACACCCAACCUGAUGUUAUAAAGAACAACACGCAACAUAUUUCAGAUAUCUCAUCAUUGGCCUGAUUCUGACUGCUGUAUUGAAUGGUAUAACAUUGUAAUAAUGCAAAUGAAAAAAUAAAUGUAUUGGGUAUUACAUUCCA